GUACAGACUAGCUAUUACGCAACAGUAAAUACAAAUGCGAAACCGUUUGUAGCUGCAUAGCUGACUACUUGUUUUGGGUUUCACGUUUUUAAUUUUAUUAUCACAGUUAGUUUUCCAACAAUAAGGACGGAAGGCUCUAAAAUGUUUCCCCGUUUAUUAAUUCAGUCACGUGACCCCUGCGGAAGUUUUUUUGUUGGAUUUGUAUUUAACCAGUGCUACAAAACAAGCGUGAGAAAAUGUCACCCGCCAGAGCCUCACAAGAAAACACUCUAAAUUUUUUAGAAUCUACGCUGGGUAUUUUAAAGAUAGAGUAAAGAAGAUCCAGUCCUUUCUGAGGGCGGUGAUGCUGAAGCUGGCGACGAACUGAUCGCCUCGUUUUUUCUGCACCGAAGUGUUCCAGAACCGCGUCAUGGCCUCGGGGGUGGACUCGCAGUCUGUGUCUGAGUGGCUGACAGUGCUGCGUCUGGAGCAGUACAUCCAUGCCUUCCAGGGCAUCGGCUACGACACGCUGUCCGAGUGCCGUGGCCUGACCCCUUGUGACCUCGAGCAGGUGGGGGUUGUCCUGCCAGGCCACCAGAAGCGCAUCCUGGCCAGCCUGCAGAAAAUGUUCUCAGAGGGACAGGAGGGGGACAAACCCGUCCCCAAGGGAAGGACCAAGUUUCGCUGCCCCCCCAGCAGCCGUGACGGCCCUGAGACCCCGGUGCCAGCGCAGAUCUGUAGCUCCAGUCUUUGCCCUUCUAACGUUCAGGACAAGCCCCCUCCGCCUAUCCCUCCCAGGGUGACUCCAAACCGUCCCCCGGUCAAGUUUACCCCGUCCCCUGCACCCCGGACACGUCCAGAGACCUUGCCACUGAAGCCCCAAGAACAGGAGCAGCACCAGCAGGGUGGCAGGAAGCCAUCCCCCAUGUCCCCGUACCCAUCCCCGUCCUCUUCCUCUUCGUCUUCCUCUUCCUCGUCAUCCAUCUCGGAGCAAUUCCACCUUUAUGAGCAGUGCUCAGCCCAGGGUCAGACGGACAAGGGUGUGCCCCCCCUGCCGCCCAAGUGUUAUGCUGUGGGAGCUCCAAAAGAGCCCCGUGGACCCCCUCCGGUGCCCCGACGGCCCCCCGUCCCAGCUCCCAGAGUCAACAUGGCCAAGACUCCGCCCCCACCAAGCGUUUCUCCAGUCCAUGAACCUCAGGAGCCAGGAGAGAAAGUCCCGGACGUCCCACCCCGGACCAAGAUCACCUGCCAGCCCUGCGUCCUGCCUGUCUUGCCCAAGAGGAUUGUCCCACAGCCCACACCUGAAAUCAGAUCUGCCUCCAUUGACAGCUGUGAGGACUAUGAGGAGCCGGAGCCAUUGUUCAGCCCCGUGUUUGAGCCUAUAGACAUGGCAGAGAAGGACGAAUUCCUGCCCGUGCCGAGGUUGGAGCAGCGGCGCUUCAACAGUCUCUGUAGUGAUGAUGAGCUCCUGGACGACGAGGGUGAUACGCAGUAUGAAUCAAUAACCAGCAACCGGAGGCCUGUGCAGGAUUAUGGGCUGAGCACACUCCAGGAGAGCAUCUACCUUCCCUCAGUGGGCAGGGUCCCCUCCCAUGCGACCCGACACGAUCCCACCCCUCAUCUCUCCCCUGUCAUCAAAAUGGGCUGGUUGGACAAGAACCCGCCUCAGGGGUCCCUGAUAUACCAGAAGCGCUGGGUGAAGCUGGACGCAGACUAUCUGAGAUACUUUGACAAUGAUAAGGAGAUCUACUCAAAGAGGAUCAUACCAACGUCCUCAAUCACCAGCAUUUCCAACAUUGGGGACCAGAAAUUCGAGGUGGUGACACACAACAGGACAUUUGUCUUCCGGGCUGAGAGUGACUCGGAGAGGAACGAGUGGGUGUCGGUCCUGCAGGAGGUGACCAGAGAGCAGCGCAGCAGCAGGGAGCUGUCAGUUCACCCCAGCACCUCCACAGCGGAGAUGCAGGGCUACCUGGAGCUCCGAGGCCUGCGCCACAAGCUCUACGUGGUCGUCUGCGGGGACAAGGUCUACCUCUACAAGAACAUGGAGGACUACAGGCUGGGCAUUGGCAUCACAUCCAUUGACAUGAACGUGGGCAAUGUAAAGGACACGGACAGGAGGGCGUUUGACCUUACCACGCCCUACAGAAUAUUCAGCUUUGUUGCAGAGUCUGACCAGCAGAAGGAGGAGUGGGUUGAGGCCAUGACGAACUCCAUCGGGGAGGCCCUGUCCAACUAUGAGGUGGCCGAGAAGAUCUGGUCUGAAGAGUCCAACGGAUUCUGCGCCGACUGCGGCGCUGCCAAACCCGAGUGGGCUGCCAUCAACCUAUGUGUGGUGUUCUGUAAACGCUGUGCAGGGGAGCAUCGUGGACUUGGACCUAGCAUCUCUAAAGUACGGAGUCUAAAAAUGGACAAAAAAGUGUGGACAGAUGAGCUUAUUCAGCUGUUCCUGUUGCUAGGUAACGAGCGAGCGAACCUCUUCUGGGCAGCAAAUGUCCCCCCAAGCGAGGCCCUGUCUCCGGCCAGCUGCAGCGAAGAGCGAAGGCGAUUCAUCACUGCGAAGUACCGCGAGGGAAAGUACCGGCGCUACCAUCAGCUCUUUGGCAAUCAGCAGGAGCUUGAUAACGCCCUGUGCAUUAACAUCCAGUCCAAUGAUGUGCUGGAGACGCUAUCCCUCGUGUUCUGCGGGGCCAAUGUGAACUGUGACACGGGAAACCCAGAAUUCCCCUCUCCCAUUCUCCUGGCCCAGAGCUACAACCAGAAACUGCAGGUGGAGUUUCUCAGCCAGAACCGCAACACUGAGAUUCCAAGGUCAGAAGUUGGAGGUCACAUGGACACAGUGCACUACAUGGCCCCUCCCUCCAUCACACACAAUGGGUUUCUCUUCAAAACCGCUUCCAUGGGACGGCCAAUCACGGAGCGGAAAGCCAAAGAAGAGUUUAGUCGGCGUUGGUGCACUUUGAACGAUGGGAACUUUAACUACUAUGAGAGCGACAAGAAUUCCACCCCCAAUGGAGGGCUGAAGAUGAAGGAAAUUGUCUGUCUCGUGGUCAAUCCUCCCGAAAAACACGGAUAUGACCACACAUUUGAGAUCUACUCAGACUCUGAGCGACUCUACCUGUUUGGAACAGACAAUCCAGACACCAUGAGGGAGUGGGUGAAAUCCAUUGCCAAGUCCUUCAUCCCGUCCAGCGCGGAGGACCUGCUGAAUCGGGACUUUGAGCGGAUCGGCAGACUGCGCUACAAGGAUGGGCUGAACCUGCAGAGCUCCCGGGUGGGCUGGUUCGCCCUGGUGGGCUCCACGCUGUGCGCCUUCUUCGAGGAUGGCGAGGGCGAGGAGGCCAUUCACCUGCGCAAGCUGCAGGAGCUCUCAAUCCAACAGGAGAAUGAAGUACUUGUUUUGGUGGAGAGAGGGAGGACCUUGUACAUCGAGGGUGAGCGGAAGCUGGACUUCCUGGGCUGGUCAGCCGCCAUCCAGCGGGCGGCCGGGAGCUCGGGCGACACCCUGUGCCAGCAGCAGCUGACGGAGGCGGACAUCCCCGUCAUAGUGGACCGCUGCAUCGACUACAUCACGCAGUGCGGCCUGACGUCUGAGGGGAUCUACCGGAAGAGUGGUGUGAACUCCAAGAUCGCCGCCCUGCUGGAAACAUUUCGGCGAGACGCACGCAGCGUGAGGCUGAAGGAAGGGGAGCACCAGGUGGAUGACGUGUCAAAUGUGCUGAAGAGGUUUUUCAGAGAUGUGGAGGAAGGAAUCUUCACCUGCGAGGCCACGCCCCUGUGGCUCAGCACAACAUCUAUUGGGGACGAGGGCAAAAAAAUAGCCCAGUACCAGUGCCUUUUCAACAGUCUGCCCAGAGUCAACAAGGCCACUCUGCGAGCCCUCGUCAAUCACCUCUACUGCGUCCAGCGAUUUGCGGACAUGAACCAGAUGAACCUUCACAACCUGGCAAUCGUGUUCGGCCCUACCCUCUUUCAAACGGACGGCAAGGACUACAACGCUGGCCGAGUCAUUGAGGAGCUAAUCGAACACUACGUGGCGAUCUUUAAUGUGAAUGAGCAGCAGCUGAAAAAACAGCUCGAUGAGAUCACAGUCAUCAUUAAGGUUCGGGAGAACUUGAACGCCAAGGUCCCGUCCACUGGCUCAGGGGACUUCAUCUGUACUGUUUACCUAGAGGAGAAGAAGGAAACUGCUGAGCAGCAUGUGAAGAUCCCCGCCACCAUGACUGCGGCCGAGCUCACCUUCGAGAUCCUGGACCGUCGGAAAAUUUCCCUGCGUGACAAGGACUACUGGUGCUGCUUUGAGGUGAACGAGAAGGAAGAAACAGAACGUCCGCUGCACUACCAGGAAAAAGUGCUGCCUAUUCUUCACUCGCUGGGUACGGACAGCUACCUGGUGGUUAAGAAGCACUUCUCCAUGGAGGCCAUGCUGGUAUACCUGGCCAGUAAAGUGGACGUUUCCAAGCACGGCAUGAUGAAGUUCCGUGAAGAGAGGAACCUGCUUGGACUGGGCCUCAGCACUGGCAGCUUCCAUGACCGCUACUUCAUCCUCACCAGCACCUCCCUCAGGCUUUACAAGGAAGUGCGGAAUCUUCAAAAGCUUCAGAUUCCUGAGAUACAGUGUAGCAACCGGCCGGAGAAGGAGUGGCCAGUUAAGUCCCUGACGGUCUAUCAGGGUAUCAAGAAGAAGCUGCGUCCUCCCACAUGCUGGGGGCUGACUGUGGUUUAUGAAAAUGAGAAACAUGAGAAGCACGAGAGGCAGCAGUGGUACCUGUGCUGUGACACACAGACUGAGAUGAGGGAGUGGUUUGCCACGUUUUUAAGCAUCCAGCACGAUGGCAGCGUGUGGCCGGCUGAGACUAUAAAAAUGCGGGCGAGCCGGGUGGUGCCCCUGGAUGCCAGGUUGGGUAACAUCUCCCUAAUCCCGCUGCGAGGCAGUGAGAACGAGAUGAGGAACAGCGUUGCCGCUUUUACUGCUGACCCGCUUGCUCUUUUCAGAAAUGUAUGAUAAUACAGCCUGAUGGUAAGGGCAGUGACCAGCAGAGGGCAGCCUUGUGUAGGACGGCCACGUGAAAGUCAAGAACUGUUUCUUCGUAGAACAUUCCAGCACCUCCUGAUCACAGGGACUGUACGAACCAGACCAUGACUUACCGAGUUACAUACAUUCCCCCCAACCUACCCCCAACAGACCCAGGAACUUGGACUGUAGCAGACAGGGGUACAGCUUGGGGUCCCACAGCCCCUUCAUCUUGGAACCAGCUACGGGGCUGCGGUUUGGACAUAAACAAUCAACCCAGCCGUAUUCAUCAUCACACACCCUGCAUGGACUCCUCUCUCGGCCUGUGCGUUUUCCUACCGGUUCAGACUCAGGUGAACACAAAAUGACUUCUGAGAAUGGAGAAAAAAAGGCCCCACUCCUUCCGCUCUCUCCUGUCUUUGGUGGAUCACGACAUACCUGAACCUCACCGUCCUGCUGAAGAUGUGAGUUUGUAUGUGGACUGGAACCAGUUUAAGGUGAAACCGUGCUCAGACACGGUUGAGCGGGGACUGACCGUGACCGUCGUCGGCUCUGUAAAGGACUGUAAGGGCUCGUGUCUCUGCUGAGCCGUUUCUGUGCAGUUGCCUUUCUCUUCACCCAGACAUUUAGAGUGUCAGUCAGACCAAACUUGUAACAUUUCAGACCAAACAUAACAUUUCAUACUGCUCAAAUCAAGAUUAUGAACUGCAGUAUUCUAAGGUGCUUGGCUGAAUUUUUGUUUUUCUAAAGGCAAUUAAUGUUUAUAGGUAUCGUUGUAAUUAAUGAAAAUAAACACUUAAGGUUGGCUCGGUAGAAGAGUUAACGGCUUUAGUAUUUGAUUGCACCAAUUACUAAUUUUUAAGGUCUAAACAAUUGUAUAUUAUUUUGACAAAGGGUAGCUGUCUCCUAGCUCAGUGCUCUUUUUUUCCCUUGUCUUCAUCUUAACCAGGUUUAUCCAAAGCCUGAUUUGCUUUUCAGUUUAAUGCAAUGUUUUUAAAGACUUCUUGAAUUAUUUAUUGUGCAACAGCGGGAUAUCAAUCAUCUUCCUAGUAGGCAGUGGCAAUUGAUAGAUUAUCAUAUCAAAAUGUGCAGAACUUUGUUUUAAAGCAAUCGCAGUUCACCCAUUGUAGAUUCAGCUUCCGAUGUUAUCAGGACUGUAAGCUCUACAACUAGGAAGGGAGGAAAAAUCUGAGUCUAUUGCAGAUUGUCUCACCAUUUAAUGUUCCUCUGCAGACUAAUAAAUAUUAGAGCAGGAGAAAUUAAGAAAUAAAGCCUUUUGAAGAUCA
This is a messenger RNA of Megalops cyprinoides (Indo-Pacific tarpon), 6279 nucleotides long. RefSeq names its product arf-GAP with Rho-GAP domain, ANK repeat and PH domain-containing protein 1-like. The transcript has 35 exons. Gene Ontology annotation, molecular function: protein binding; GTPase activator activity; phosphatidylinositol-3,4,5-trisphosphate binding. Gene Ontology annotation, biological process: positive regulation of GTPase activity; signal transduction. The record is from RefSeq and is a predicted model, not a curated record. NCBI's taxonomy places the organism in Eukaryota, Metazoa, Chordata, Actinopteri, Elopiformes, Megalopidae. The coding region runs from base 410 to 4984 and encodes 1524 amino acids.